Messenger RNA from Mercurialis annua (annual mercury), 3086 nucleotides. RefSeq names its product BTB/POZ domain-containing protein NPY2. The transcript has 5 exons. Gene Ontology annotation, molecular function: protein binding. The coding region runs from base 954 to 2819 and encodes 621 amino acids. The record is from RefSeq and is a predicted model, not a curated record. Lineage: Eukaryota; Viridiplantae; Streptophyta; Magnoliopsida; Malpighiales; Euphorbiaceae.
AAUGUAAUGAGUGUAUCUAUGUAUGUAUCUCUGUGCUACUACUCUCUUUAACCUUUAAUGACCCCUCUCUCUAAAAUUUAAUGAUCACCAUCUACUUAGUUUCUCUCACUAAAAUUAUACCAAAUCUAAGAAACUAUUUGGACUGAGUUAAACCAAUUCUUGAGUGAGUUGAAAAUUGUUGGUAAAGUUGUAGACUUUGGUGCAAAUUGUUGAAUAAAAUUAAAGAUAGAUGCUCUUUGUCUACUGUUUUGGUGGCUUCUUCAACUAAUUCCAAGAUGCUGUUUUCUGUUGCAGGUUUUCAAACUUCAACGGUAAUAUAUAUAAAUAUUUAUUACAUUUAUAUGUACUACAGUAUGCAAAUUGUUCAGACAUGUGAAGUUUGGUACUUGAAACUUUAGUUUGAGUCAAGAUAUAUGUUAUUGAUGUGUUGAGUGAGUGAGUGAGGUGGAGUCAGAUUUAUGCUUAUGUGGUGUCUACAGUUUGUGAAUUGUUUAAUGGUGAGUGCCUGUUGGCAAUGUCUCCUCGGCUGAUUCAAUUUGCCCGUACUCCGUGGGCUUUGCCGCCGAUUUAGGCAGCAUACAUUUCCUUUGGUUUUCUUGAUAUAUAAGAGAUCCUUUUCUUUUAAAAAACAUAUAGUCUUAGUCUCUCUCUUAGUCAUACUUCCUGCCUCGGUUGCUGUCAAGAUUCGGUCAUGCCUUUCGUUGCACAUAUCUUUCAGCUCCUAUUUUAGAUCUUUACUACAUCUCAUUGAAGCUUGGAGAGUGUUGUGGCAGUUACGGACUUCGGUCCCCACAUCUAGUGUAUUCCCAUUUUGGAAAAUUUCUCCUCGAGAAGUGGUUAUGUGUUGUUCCUUUUGAGAAUGUGUGAUCAUUAGCAUAAGAAAUAAAGUUAUUUAAGUGAGAAACGAUCAACUAAGUAGCAGAGAAGGAUUUUGGAUCUUUUACUUUGUCAAUAUGAAGUUCAUGAAACUCGGAUCAAAGCCGGAUUCAUUUCAGACAGAUGUGAACGAUAUCAGGUCUGUGGCUAAUGAAUUGCCAACUGAUUUUAUCAUUAUUGUUGGGGAUGUAAAAUUUUAUCUGCAUAAGUUUCCUCUUCUUUCAAAAAGUGCUCGAUUACAGAAGUCAGCUACGAAUGCCAAUGGAGAUAACAGCGAUGAAGUUGACCUUUCAGAUAUUCCUGGUGGACCUUCUGCCUUUGAGAUAUGUGCCAAAUUUUGCUACGGAAUGAUUGUGACCCUCAAUGCAUUUAAUGUUGUUGCUGCUCGAUGUGCCUCAGAAUAUCUCGGAAUGCAUGAAAACAUUGAAAAAGGGAACCUCAUUUACAAAAUAGACGUUUUCCUUAGCUCGAGCAUUUUUCGUUGCUGGAAGGAUUCAGUUACUGCUCUGCAGACAACAAAAUCACUAUUGCCAUUGUGUGAUGAACUGAAGUUAACAAGUAACUGUGUUGAUGCUGUAGCUACCAAAGCCUGUGUUGAUAUUUCAAAAGUCGACUGGUCAUAUAGCUAUAACCGAAAGAAACUGCCGGAGGAAAAUGGUAAUGAUCAAAAUGUGAACGGCAUAAGAAACCGGUCAGUCCCGAUGGACUGGUGGGUUGAAGAUUUAUGUGAUCUUGAUAUCGAACUAUAUAAGCGUGUUAUUAUGGCAAUUAAAUACAAGGCUAUACUUUCGAGUGAUGUAAUCGGAGAAUCCUUGAAAGCUUAUGCUUAUAAGAGAUUACAAGGUUUGAGCAAAGGUAUGGUUCAGUGUGGAGAAGCAGUAAAAUAUAAACCAACAGUUGAUGCCAUUUUGUGGCUUUUGCCAGCUGAGAGAGGAAGUGUUUCUUGCAAUUUCUUGCUGAAACUAUUAAAAGCGGCCAUAUAUGUAGACCUCGGGGACAUGGCUAAGGAACAGCUAAUACGAAGAAUAGGGCAACAGCUCGAGGAGGCUAAAGUCAAUGAUCUUUUGAUAAGAACAUCAGAAGCGGAAAGUAUGAUGUAUGAUAUUGAUAUGGUAAAGAAAAUUGUGGAAGAGUUUUUGAUGCAAGAUCGGAAUGCUGAGGUUGUUUCAUCGGAAGAAACUGAGGAGAUAAGGGAGAUAAGAAGACCCGGGAUUUUAUCAGAUGCUUCCAAGCUCAUGGUAGCAAAACUCAUAGAUGGAUACCUUGCUGAAAUUGCCAAGGAUCCCAAUUUACCCGUCUCGAACUUUGUUGAGCUUGCUGAGAUGGUUUCUGGCAUCUCUAGGCCUGCUCAUGAUGCACUAUACCGCGCAAUCGACAUGUUUCUCAAGGAACAUCCAGGAAUCAGCAAAAGUGAGAGAAAGAGAAUAUGCAAGUUAAUGGACUGCAAGAAGCUAUCCGUCGACGCAUGCAUGCACGCAGUGCAAAACGAGAGACUACCUCUACGAGUAGUCGUUCAAGUACUAUUUUUUGAGCAAGUAAGAAUCGCUGCAACAUCUGGAAGUAGCACGCCAGACCUUCCUAAAAGUCUACGAGAUCUAAACAACGGGAGUUCAAGAUCCGCCGCGACAAAUCCUGAGGAAGACUGGGAUGCACUAGCCACAGCUGAAGAACUCAAAGCCCUGAAGACAGAAAUAGCCUCAUUGAGACUGAGUAAUGGAGAAAGAGAAAGAAAUUCGGGUUAUGUUAAAAAUGGGAUCGAUAAAUCCGCAAGUAAAAAAGUGAAAGGUUUGAUUAAAUCAAAGAUGAUUUUUGCUAAGCUGUGGUUAAACAAAGGAGAAAAAAAUGAGCUUAGUGGUUCAGAUUCAUCUGAUAGUGUUGGUUCUGCUAAUCCUGAAGAAGCCAAGUCUACACCUUCAAGAAAUAGAAGGCAUUCAGUUUCUUAGUAGAAAUUUAUAACUUGUUUUGAUCUUUUUUUUGUUUUUUAAAUCUGAGUUAAUGAUGAUAACAACUUAGAAUACUAAUGUUUUAUCUUACUGAGCAGAAUGAUGAAUAUCAAUAUGAAAAUUCUGUCACAUUAGAAUAGUAGCAAUUAGUGUUUUAAGAACUGAACUGGUUCGACCGGCGUGACCACGGAUUUAUUGUUCAAUCGAAAGACGGUUUUUGUGAUUAAAUCAGUUUGAUGAUUCUAUAAAUACAUGCGACUUUUCUCA